Ruditapes philippinarum (Manila clam) is the source of this 1862-nucleotide messenger RNA. RefSeq lists its product as uncharacterized. Bases 120 to 1832 code for a protein of 570 amino acids. The record is from RefSeq and is a predicted model, not a curated record. Lineage: Eukaryota; Metazoa; Mollusca; Bivalvia; Venerida; Veneridae. The transcript is spliced from 17 exons.
UCCAAGAUGGCUGCGCCCAUGAAGUUGACACGAAUGUAAACAAACUGAUGAAUUUACCAUUUUCUUAUGUUAGUGUCAAUAUGAAUGAGCUUUCAAAAAGCUCUGUGUGAAGAACAGAUAUGAGAGAGUGUGGGAAAGUUCAUAAAUCUAUGAUACUUGUAUAUUUACAAUGUUAUUUUGUCACGAUUGCUACAAUUCUAGGGACAGGAAUCCUAGGACUACCUGUUACUCUGACACAUUCCGGACUAUAUCCGUUUCUUAUUUCAUUUAUUUUGGGAGCCCUUGUACAGGGCUUGCUGAUAUAUUUUUUCACAGAUCUGUUGCAGAGGGCUCAUGCAAUACAAGUAAAGUCACAUGGGGAAGAUGUUCAUCCAUUAAAUGAGGAGACAGAGUUUCUGAUGGAUGAUGACUGGGAUGAUACUGCUGAUGAAUCUAGUGGUCCAGUUUUAGCAGGUCAUGUGAUUAUACCAAAAGAUGUCACAAUACAGCCACCUAAUUUGCAUUUAUUGGGGAACCUGUUUCUGGGGUGUGGCGUGCGACAGUUCUUCGACAUUAUUCUAGUCUUACAAUUUAUGGCGUUAUUAGUGAGCUAUGCCUUAGCUGGUAGUGAAGCAUACGGCUCUCUGAUUGGUAUAGACUAUAGGUAUAUUAUACCAGUGUUUGUAUGGGUGCUGACAUUUUCUAUAAUAUUUGCCUUACAACUGAUACAACCUGUCGUCUCCAUUCUGACAUUCUUUAAGGGGAGCUUACUUUUAGGAACUGUGAUAGUAACAUUUUAUGUCGGAGCUUCAAUACAUAGAGAAAUACACGAUGACUUUUCAUAUUUCGGUGCUCCCUUCCUUAUGGGAACUGUUGCAUUAGGAGGUGUGGUGAAUGUCAUGCCAAUGUUAUAUAGUAAAAUUAGUCCAUAUAAACAUCAGAUACAAAACUUCCGGUUUGCUAUUUUACUAGGACUGUUUACUUGUACAGCUUUAAACAUUGGCUGGAGUUGGGCAGUGCUGGACAUUGUUCCACAGUUACAGAACUACAAGUGUAACCAUGACAACCGGACUGAUGUUUGUCAUAAUGAUAUCUCCUUAGAAAGUGCAGCAUUAAAAGGUGAAAUCUCAACAAUACCUCUAACUACUGUGAUAAAUCAGCAUUACCCAACGUUUAAAUGGGUCGCCAUGUUGGUGGAGUUAUUUAUAGUAGUCAGUAUUACAGUCUCGUAUCUUACAAUAGGAGCAGUGCUCCACCAUACGUUAAAUGGUUGGGUAAAUUCUUUCUGGACCAAGGAUUCCAUGGCAACAUAUAGAGAUAAACUGAAAUCUCCCAAAAAGUGUUCAUGUUGCACUUCACAGUGCAUGUGUAAUACAUUGCUAUCAUUCCUGGUGUUUGGUAUUGUGUUCUUCAUAGCAAUGAUGGACCCCCAGGGGUUUCUGGACAUGCUGGAGAAAUUUGCAUCACUUACAAUUAACCUGGAGGUGGCUCUCUUCAUAUUUCUUAUGUUGAUGAAGUCACACAAUAAGGAGAAUAGAAAUCUAAAGAUUCCGUUACCAAUGCCCCCAUUUAUGUAUUACCUAGUGUACCUAAUACCUGUAUAUUUUGGUUUCGCCGUGGGUUACGACAUCUACAACACUAUACGAGACAUUGUUAUAGAGCAGACGGGGUCGUCACAGGGCAAGGUCAUCACCCAGGGGAUCACCGGCAUCGCUAAAAACAUCACAGCUGUCGUGAAUAAUUCUACGCAAAAUAUUCUCUACAAUUCAACCGUGUCAUCUUUAAUUGAGACAAUGUCUCAAACUUUGGUCAACAAUAAAAUUGCUCAAAACGUUCCAACUACAGUGCCUUAAUAUAUUGUAUGCAUUUUAUCGUCAAUUUUU